Messenger RNA from Ilex paraguariensis (yerba mate), 1186 nucleotides. The record is from the annotation of a GenBank genome assembly. Lineage: Eukaryota; Viridiplantae; Streptophyta; Magnoliopsida; Aquifoliales; Aquifoliaceae.
CCUUCCUUUUGAAUGGUAAGUUGUUUUAGAGAGAGAAAGUUUGUGACCGCUUUGGGGAUGGCGGGGAAAAGCUGUGAGCUGUGUAAGGCUCCGGCGAGGAUGUACUGCGAGUCGGACCAGGCGAGUUUAUGCUGGGACUGCGAUGCCAAGGUUCACUCUGCGAACUUUCUUGUGGCGAGGCAUUCAAGGAGUCUUCUGUGCCACGCUUGCCAGUCUCCGACGCCGUGGAAUGCUUCCGGUCCGAAAAUCGGAUCGGCUGUGUCGGUAUGUGAUAGUUGCGUUGAUAACUCCGAUGAAAUGAAGGGCAGGCACAGGGAGAGCACGGAUGAGAGACAAGUAGAAAAUCCCUUGAUUAAUGCAGAAGGUGAUGAAUACGAUGAUGAAUAUGGUAGUGGUGGUGAUGAUGAGGAGGAGGAGCUUGGUGGAGAUGAUGAUGAGGAUGAGGAUGGGGAUAAUCAGGUUGUGCCGUGGUCGUCUACGCCGCCUCCGCCGUCGGCGAGUUCAUCGGACUAUGAAGAGUCCAAUAAUAGCGAUGGAGUCGUUUCGUUGAAGAGAGGGUGUGAGAAUGUUGCAGAUCUUCUAUCAGAUGAUGACGAUGACCUCGGCUGUUCAUCUUCUCAACGUAAUAGCCAUACGGCGCCGUCGUCUUCUGCGGCGUUACCGGCUGCGGCUUCCGCCGAUGGAGAAAACAACGCCGCACUUGUGGACUCCUGGUCAUCGACAAGGCCGUUGAAAAUCCGCAAACUUGAGUCAGCCCGGUUGAACCGGGUUCAUGAUGGGCGGACCGGUUGGAAACCGGCGGCAAUAAUGGAGUCGCUCCGGAGAUUCAAUGGGCAAGGCAUGAACCCGAUCUGCGGCGAUCUUAGGAGUCCGAUGGCUGAGUAAAGAUCCCACCGCCGUUAAUUUCGAUUCGUCGGAGUUGCCCUAGCCCUUUGGGUAUCAUGUUGUUAGUCUAAUGACUUAGUUACCUAUUUACCCUCUAAAUUAUACUAUUUGUGUUAAUCAAGGUAUUGAAUUAUAUUUUAUGUCAAUUUAACCCUUAAAUUAUAUAAUCUGAUUCAGUGUAGGCCUUUUGUUCAAAUUCGUCGUUAUUUUGAAGAGAAGCUAUCAUGUGUAUAUCACAUAAAUUUUGAAGUAUAACUUAAUCUCUGACUUGUAUUUUUUAAUUAUUUUAAUUUAAUCUCUC